Molecule: messenger RNA, 1263 nt
Organism: Fusarium fujikuroi IMI 58289
Lineage: Eukaryota; Fungi; Ascomycota; Sordariomycetes; Hypocreales; Nectriaceae
Product: probable hydroxyacylglutathione hydrolase
Exons: 11
Coding region: 1-1263 (420 amino acids)
Molecular function (GO): hydroxyacylglutathione hydrolase activity
Source: RefSeq, a predicted model, not a curated record
AUGCAUAUUCAGUCAAUUCCCAUGUGGGAGGGAAGCUCCAACAACUACGCUUACCUGGUAGUUGACGAUAAGUCCAAGGAUGCCGUCAUCGUUGAUCCCGCAAACCCUCCCGAGGUUGCGCCUAUCCUGAAGGAUGCUAUUCAGGCGGGGAAGAUCAACUUGACAGCCAUUGUUAACACCCAUCAGAGGCAACAAGAAGCUGACAUUAUCGGUGGCAAAGACUGCGAGGGCGUUACAAAGACACCUGGUCAUGGUGAGACCUUCAAGCUAGGCGACAUCACCUUCAAGGGUGUGCAUACACCUUGCCACACUCAAGACAGCAUCUGCUUCUUUGUGGAAGACGGAAAGGACAAAGCUGUUUUCACGGGUGAUACCCUUUUCAUUGGCGGAUGUGGAAGAUUCUUCGAGGGCAAUGCGGAGGAGAUGCACGAGGCUCUGAACAAGCGGCUCGCGGCGUUGCCUGAUGACACCGUAGUUUAUCCGGGACAUGAGUAUACCAAGGCCAAUGUCAAGUUUGCCGCAUCUGUUUCUCAGCGUGAUGCUGUACAGAAGCUGCAUUCCUUCGCCGAGAACAACAAGGUCACCACCGGCAAGUUUACCAUAGGAGACGAAAAGGAACACAACGUUUUUAUGAGGGUUGAGGAUGCCGAGAUUCAGAAGCAGACAGGUGAGACUGAGCCUGUGGCAGUUAUGGCCAAGUUACGCGAAAUGAAGAACAACUUCAACGCAACCGCCGCUUCCAAGACGCGACAAUCCAAACUUGCCAAGGAGCACAAUGUGACUGCGCAAGAAGAGGGCGAGAUCCGCGAGGCGUUCAGUCUCUUUGCGGAGCCAAUGGACGGCGAGAAGCAUGGUGUCUUGCCUAUUGACGACGUCAAGUCGGCACUCAUAGCCCUCGGUAUUCCGCCCUCUUCUCACGCAGAGCUCAAAGAAUUCGUAUCAAUCCUGGACCCAGAAAACGACGGUUACGCGACAUUUGAACCUUUCUUCGCAAUCUGUGCCCUCAAAUUCCAUACAAGGGAGCACGACUCGGACGCCCAUCGUGCAGAAGUCGAGGAAGCUUUUCGACUAUUCACAAACGGUCAGGAUGGACCCAUUACUCUUGCACACCUCCGACGUGUUGCUGCUGUGCUCAAAGAGGAUGUCGAUGAGGAACUACUCAAGGAUAUGAUUCUCGAGGCGAACGGCGGCGUAGGUGUUGCUAGGGGAGUGGGCGUUGAGGAGUUUGAUGGAGUAAUGAAGAGUGCUGGUGUCUGGAGGUGA